AUGCUCACUUUCCCAAAAAUGAAAGCACCCAUAUCAACUCUUCUGGACCUCAAACUCUUCUACCUCCUCCUAAAUCUCUGUCUCUGUGUAGAAGCUUGGCCGCAUGGGGACAACUGCCCGAGCUCCAGGUGGAACGUCAUGUGUCGUCCAUGCUGCGAGUACCAGCUGAUCCAGUGUCGCUGUCCCUCCAAAGGGUCAAAGGUCGGCUACACUGUCCCCUGCUGCCGCAACGCUCUGGACGAGUGUGACCCCUGCACCAUUCACCCAGGCUGCAGUCUGUUUGAGAACUGUAAGACCUGCAGCAAUGGAACGUGGAAAGCCAAUGACGACUUCUUCGUCAAUGGAAAGUACUGCACCGAGUGUCGCCACGGCUGGAGUGGAGGGGACUGCAGGACAUGUGGAGGCGUCAUUCAGCGGUCUCAGGGUCACAUAGCCGUGGAGAGUUACCCAACAAACGCCCGGUGUGAGUGGACAGUGAGAGUGGAGGGCGGCAGCAGCAUCGAGCUGAGGUUUUCACAGCUCAGUCUGGAGUCGGACCCCAGCUGUCGUUAUGACUACGUCGAGGUGCGCGACGGCGUCGACCUUAGCUCCCCUGUGAUUGGCCGCUUCUGUGGGGAUCGGCUGCCUCCUCCGGUCAAAAGCUCUGGGAACAUCCUGCACAUCCUGUUCACCUCAGACGGCUACAACAACUUUGAUGGCUUUGUUCUUACUUUUCAGCAGAGUUCAGCCAUCGAGAAUCGAAUGUGUGCACUCCCAGAGAAACCGGUGAAUGGAUAUAUACUGCCUGUAUAUGGACAACAGGAGGAGCUUGUAUCUGUAAACUACCGGUGCCAUCCACCUUUCAUACUGAUCGGCUCCCAGCAGAGAACCUGUCUGCCUAAUAGCACGUGGAGUGGCACAGUUCCAACAUGUGUAAAAGGCCAAACAAGCAGAGCCCGGUGUUCCCCUCCACCCAAAUUGCUCAACGGCUACCACAGAGCUGCUCCGGACACAGCUGGAGGUGCACAGGCCGUCGGGUUUUUCUGUAAAAAGUCCUACAUUCUGAGUGGGAACCACCAGAGCACCUGCCUCUCUAAUGGAUCCUGGAGUAGCAGGCCGCCCAAAUGUGUGAGAGCAUGUCGAGAGCCAAAGGUUUCUGAACUCGUUCGUCAAAGUGUUGUGAAGCCACCUCAGAUGUCAAGAGAGAAUCCAGACCAAAGAAUCCACCUCUCGUCCAGGUUCAAUGUGCACGAUUUGUUGUCAACUGGAUUUAUUCCACUUGCAUCAGAUAAACAGUCAAAAAAAGACGACGACGCCUUCGCAGAGCUUCCUCGGGGCUUCCACCCGCUCCACACAAUCAUUGAGUAUAAGUGUGCCUCCCCGCUCUACCGCAACAAGGGGAGCUCCCGACGCAUCUGUCUGAGGUCUGGCAGGUGGGCUGGCCGCCAUGUUUCCUGCUCACCAGUUUGUGGCAAAUUCAACACUUCCAGUCCACACAACCCCGCAGACACAGCGUGGCCGUGGCACGCAGCCGUCUACAUCCGCUCACCUCCUGACCGUACUGCCAGCACCCAAGGGCCCAGCAGAGUAACCAUGUCCGCCCAGCAGGGGGCCUCAGAGGAGUCCACAUUCUGGUACCUCGCCUGCAGCGGGGCUCUGCUCAGCCAGCGUGGCGUCCUGGUGGCAGCUCAGUGUGUGGUGGACAAGGACAAGCAGCAGACCCUUCACCCAACACAUGUGAAGGUCGUCAUAGGCGUGCAGGACAAGACAUCUAAGGACGGACAGAGAAGCAUGCACCACCUCAGGGUUUCAGACGUUUUAGUCCAUCCAAAUUUUUACUCCACACCAGACUCCAACGUGGCUGUGCUCAGGCUCAAAGACAAGGCCAGGAUCAGUGAGCGUGUGCUGCCAGUGUGUCUCCCCAAAGUGCAAGGUGGAGAGGUGACGGAGCAGGAGGCUUACGCUGCGAGGUGGACUUUACCGAAUCACAGAAGCCGCCAACAUCCCACCAGCCAGACCAGACUAGUUGCAUUGGCUGAUGUGACUCAAUGCGAAAGAGAAUUUGCUCGAGGAGGAGCCCACCAGGCGGUAAUCAGUGACAAUACGCUGUGUGUCUUCAGGAAGCCGUCCAGUCCCCAAAGCCCUUGUCCUAGUGUCAUUCCAGGCAUCACAACCGUGCCAGCUGUGUUUUCGUCCACGAGUGGUGUGUUGUCGGGCCACGAGGACACUCAGGGGGCCUCCAGCACAGGCUGGCAGCUUCUUGGUUUAGAGGGUUUCAGCUAUAAGGAGGAGAACUGCCAUCAACAGACUUACACAGUUCAGACACGAAUAGCCAACUUUCGAGACUGGAUAGAAAAAAACAAAAAGUAG
Anoplopoma fimbria (sablefish) is the source of this 2349-nucleotide messenger RNA. It is a transcript of the gene pamr1a, whose product is annotated as peptidase domain containing associated with muscle regeneration 1a. NCBI's taxonomy places the organism in Eukaryota, Metazoa, Chordata, Actinopteri, Perciformes, Anoplopomatidae. Gene Ontology annotation, molecular function: serine-type endopeptidase activity. The coding region runs from base 1 to 2349 and encodes 782 amino acids. Gene Ontology annotation, biological process: proteolysis. The record is from RefSeq and is a predicted model, not a curated record. The transcript has 11 exons.